This is a messenger RNA of Fonticula alba, 8375 nucleotides long. RefSeq names its product serine/threonine protein kinase. The record is from RefSeq and is a predicted model, not a curated record. Bases 140 to 8206 code for a protein of 2688 amino acids. Gene Ontology annotation, biological process: protein phosphorylation. Lineage: Eukaryota; Rotosphaerida; Fonticulaceae. The transcript is spliced from 14 exons. Gene Ontology annotation, molecular function: ATP binding; protein kinase activity.
CGUCAUCGCGCUUUUUUGUCGCCUUUCUCCCUCGUCCCCAUCCUUCGCGGCGCUUCUCCAGCCCUCCCCCUCCCCUCCCCAACCGACCCCGCCCGGCCCUCCGCUCGCUGCACCGGCCCUGCCCUCCCGUCAGCACAGUAUGGCGACCACGGCCGCCCGCAUAGGCGGGCCCGGCUCGCGGGUCCUGCUGGUGCUGAUGCUGGCAGCUGCCGCCCUGCUGGCAGCCAUCGCCCUGCCGACCCGCGUCCAUGCGCUGGAUAUCUUGCCAACCGUCAUGUUCCAGGGCCGUGGCUUCUUCGACAUGCCCGAGGAAUACCUCCAGCUGGAGGCCCUGCCCGUGUCCUUCACGGAAAGCGGCAAGAUCGACUACCACAGCCCGGCCUUCUACUACCUGCAAAAGGGCGUCCUCUACCGGAUGUCCGACAAGGGCCUCCACGAGCCGCUGCACUUCCUGGGCGAGCACCUCCGGCAUGUGAGCAUGGUGUAUUCGGAGAAGCACCAGCGCCUCGGCCUGGCGCUGCUGACCCACACGCUGGCCGGCGACGAGAGCGCCUCCCCCUGGGCCUCGGUCAAAGAGCACAUCACCGAGCAGCUGGUCAUCUUCAACUAUGCGCUGGUUCUGCCGCGGGCCCUGGAGCACCUGCCCUAUCGCGUGGCCCUGGUGGGGCAUGGCGAUGGGUCCUUCCAGGCGCUGCACUAUCUCCCAGCCGAGGUGGACUGCUCGGACUUGAACACCCUGCGGCUGGGCCAUGUGGCCAAUGUCCAGCUGGAGAGCGGGGCCCUGCCCCUGGCGGCGGUUGUCCACGCGUCCAAGUCCUCCUCCGUGGUGAUGGUCCAUGAUCCUUUGGCAAUCGAAAAGCGUGAAGUCCAGUCCCUGAACGGGCUGGACUUCGUGGACCCCCAUGCGUCGCUGGUGUCCGGGGAUUUCAAUGGCGAUGGCCAUGCCGAUCUCCUGGUGCUGGAUUCCAAUCGGCUGAUGAUGCUGCUGGGCCCGGAGUGGCGCGAGCCCAUGCGCUUGCAGCUGCCGCGCGAGCCCUGCCCGGACAUGUGGACCCCCCUGCCGGAGGAGCCCUGGCAGGAGGGUGCCCACCGGGAUGACGACCUGGUCUUCCCGCUGGCCACCCAGCUGGCGACCUUCCGGCUGCCGCAGCAUUCCUUCGACGAGGUGCUGCUGGUCCAUGGGGAUGCGGUGUCGGUGCUGGGCCUCCAAAGCAUGACGGAGCCGCCGCACUUCGGCCUGCACACCAUGCGGGGCUGUCCGCUGGACAGCACCCGGCCCCCGCGAAUGCCCCUCUCCUGCGAGGAGGUCCCCGAGAAGAAGGAGCCCGUGCACCAGGGCGUCGUGCGGAUUUUGCCCUUUGAACGGGAGCGGCAGAUCGUCUUCAUCGACAGCCCGGGCAUGGUGCCCAUCGACAGGACGAGGCCCAUCCGGCUGGACCUCAUCCCCGUUCCGAUGGAGGAGUUAUGUCCCUUCACCUUCAACCAUUACUGCGACUGCGCCGAGGGCAGGCUGAGUGUCCGGUUUGCCUGUGACACCUGCGCCCCGGGCUUCUAUGACAGGUAUGUCAUCUCGCCCGAGCUGGCGGCCUUCCCCUGGCCGGAGUGCGAUCGCUGCACGAGCCCGGGCUGCGCGUCCUGCCAGCCGGGGCAGCUGCGAGGCGACCCGGAGCUGUGCUUCAGCUGCAUCGAGCCGUACGCCCUGUACAAUGACUCCUGCCUGGCCACCUGUCCGCAGGGCAUGUACAACUUGAGGGGCAUUUGCACCAGGUGCCCGAAGCCCUGCACCCAGUGCGAUGGGUCUCGCUGCCUUGCCUGCGCGGAUGGGCUCCUCCCCCAGGAUCGCGAGUGUGUGGCCGAAUGCUCCCGCGGGUACACGCUGAAUGUGAAGACCAAGAUGUGCGUGCAGUGCACGCUGCCCUGCUUGGAGUGCUCCGGCCAGCCGGACAAUUGCCUCUCCUGCCGCGACAACUACCUCCUCCAGGAGGGCCGCUGCGUGUCGACCUGCUCGUCGGGCUACAUGCCGGAGGGUGGCAAGCGCUGUGUCCGGUGCGAUGGCAACUGCCUGGAGUGCCGGGAGAUCCGGCAAUUCUGCAUCGCCUGCCAGACGGGCCUGCUCCUGCAGGAUGGGACCUGUGUGGAUACCUGCUCGCCGGGGUACUUCCGGCUGGAUGGCAACUGCCUCCCGUGCGAUGCCACUUGUGCCCAGUGCGCCGGUGCCCGUAGCACCUGCACCGACUGCCCGGUGGGCCGACUGCUGGAGGGCAGCCGCUGCGUGAGUGCCUGCUCGGCCGGGCGCUUUGCCAGCGAUGGCAAGUGCUUGCCCUGCAAUGCCAGCUGCACCACAUGCAGCGGCAGCGCCGGCGCCUGUACCGGCUGCCCGGCCGGGCAGUACCUGCAGGGCAGCACCUGCGUGGCCGCCUGCUCGGCCGGCCACUUCCAGAGCGGCACCAGCUGCCUGGCCUGCGAUAGCAGCUGCAAGACCUGCAGCGGCAGUGCCACUGCCUGCACCGCCUGCCCAACUGGCCGGUACCUGCAGGGCAGCGCCUGUGUGGCCGCCUGCUCGGCCGGCUACUUCCAGAGCGGGACCAGCUGCCUGCCCUGUGACGCCGCUUGUGCCACCUGUGUCACCAGCGCCGGCAACUGCACCAGCUGCCCGGCCGGCCGCACCCACUUCCAGAGCGGCAGCAGCUGCCUGGCCUGCAAUGCCAGCUGCGCCACUUGCAGCGGCAGCGCCACUGCCUGCACCGCCUGCCCAACUGGCCGGUACCUGCAGGGCAGCGCCUGCGUGACCGCCUGCGCCAGCACCCACUUCCAGAGCGGCAGCAACUGCCUGCCCUGCAGCAGCAACUGUGCCACGUGCGCCACCAGUGCCAGCAAUUGCACUUCCUGCCCAUCCGGUCAGCUGCUGGAGGCCGGCCAGUGUGUGUCGGCCUGUUCAAGUACCCACUUCGCGAGUGGCACCAGCUGCCUGGCCUGCGGCAGCAGCUGUGCCACCUGUGUCACCAGUGCCGAUAACUGCACCAGCUGCCCCUCCGGCCGGUACCUGCAGGGCAGCGCCUGCGUGGCGUCCUGUUCGGCCGGCUACUUCCAGAGCGGCAGCAGCUGUCUGGCCUGCAGCAGCGCCUGCAAGACCUGCGCCGGCAGUGCGACCGCCUGCACCGCCUGCCCGAAUGGCCGGUACCUGCAGGGCAGCGCCUGUGUGUCGGCCUGCGCGAGCAACCGUUUCCUGAGCGGUAGCGAGUGUCUGCCCUGCAGCAACAACUGUGCCACGUGUGCCACCAGCGCCGGCAACUGCACCAGCUGCCCCUCCGGCCAGUACCUGCAGGGCGGCGCCUGUGUGUCCGACUGCGCCGACGGCCACUGCGCCACAUGCACCGGCAGCGCCACCACCUGCACCGGCUGCCCCUCCAGCCGGUACCUGCAGGGCGGCUCCUGCGUGGCCGCCUGCUCGGCCGGCUACUUCCUGAAUGGCAGCAACUGCCUGGCCUGUAGCAGCGCCUGCAAGACCUGCGCCGGCAGUGCCACCGCCUGCACUUCCUGCCCGGCCGGGCAGUACCUGCAGGGCAGCGCCUGCGUGACCGCCUGUGCGAGCACCCACUUCCAGAGCGGCAGCAGCUGCCUACCCUGCGAUGCCAACUGCAAGACCUGCAGCGGCAGCGCCGGCAACUGCACCGGCUGCCCAUCCGGCGAGUACCUGCAGGGCGGCGCCUGCGUGGCCGCCUGCUCGGCCGGCUUCUAUGCCAAUGGCAGCAACUGCCUGCCCUGCAAUGCCAGCUGCGCCACUUGCAGCGGCAGCGCCGGCAACUGCACCGCCUGCCCGUCCGGUCAGUACCUGCAGGGCGGCGCCUGCGUGGCCUCCUGUGCGAGCACUCACUUCCAGAGCGGGACCAGCUGCCUGCCCUGCAGCAGCAACUGUGCCACGUGCGCCACCAGUGCCGGCAAUUGCACCUCCUGCCCAUCCGGUCAGCUGCUGGAGGCCGGCCAGUGUGUGUCGGCCUGUUCAAGUACCCACUUCGCAAGUGGCACCAGCUGCCUGCUCUGCAGCAGCGCCUGCAAGACCUGCGCCGGCAGCGCCACUGCCUGCACCGCCUGCCCGACUGACCGGUACCUGCAGGGCAGCGCCUGUGUGUCGGCCUGCGCCAGCACCCACUUCGUGAGCGGGGCCAACUGCCUGCCCUGCAGCAGCGCCUGCAAGACCUGCAGCGGCAGCGCCGGCAACUGCACUUCCUGCCCCUCCGGCCAGUACCUGCAGGGCGGCGCCUGUGUGUCCGACUGCGCCGACGGCCAGUUCUCCAAUGGAACGGCCUGUACCUGCAGCGGCAGCGCCGGCAACUGCACCGCCUGCCCGGCCGGCCAGCUGCUGGAGGUGGCCCGGUGUGUGGCCGCCUGCUCCGGGGGCUUCUUCCCGAGCGAGGGCCAAUGCCUGCCCUGUGACUUGGCCCACUGCGCCACCUGCGCCACCGGGCGGCAGACCUGCACCGGCUGCCCGGCCGGCCGGCUCCUGCAGGGGACCACCUGCGUGGCCUCCUGCUCCGCCGGGUACUUUGCCGGCGCCAGUGGCCGGGACUGCCUGCCAUGCGACGACACGUGCGGCCAGUGUGCCGGGCCCGGGGCCGCCGAGUGCACCUCCUGCCGGGCGCCCCUGCUGCUGAAGGCCGGCCAAUGUGUCGGGGCCUGCUCCGACGGGUUCUUCCCCAGUGCCGGGCACUGCCUGGCGUGCGACGCCUCGUGCGCCACCUGCGCCGGGCCGUCGGCCGCCAGCUGCCUGGCCUGCCCGGCUGGCCGGGUCCUCCACGGGGGCCAGUGCCUGGACGCCUGCCCGGCCGGCUGGAACCCCGGCACCGGGCCCCAUGCCGGGCAGUGUGUCGCCUGCGCCGGGUCCUGCGCCACCUGUGUCGGGCCGACGUCCGAAGAUUGCACCGACUGCCCGGCCGGGCGGCUGCUGGUGCCGGCCGCCGAGGGGGCCCUCGCCGGCCGGUGUGCCCCCUGCCGGGCCCCCUGCCGGACGUGCGCCACCACGGUGGACCACUGCACCGGCUGCCCGGACGGCUAUGCGCUCUUCUUCGGGGCCUGCAUGGCCGCCUGCCCGGGGGGCUAUGUGCCCAGCGCGCCGGACCCGGCCACCGGCCAGCGCACAUGCAUGGCCUGCCAUGAGACCUGCCUGACUUGCGAUGGGCCCGGGGCCCGGGAGUGUACCUCCUGCGCCACGGGCCAGUGGCUGGACCGGGCCACCGGCACCUGCCGGCCGUGUGCCGCCAAUUGCCGGACUUGCGAAACGGCCAGCCAGUGCUCCAGCUGCCAGGCCGGCCGGCUGGCCCUCGGCGGGGCCUGCCUCGAUGCCUGCCCGGCCGCCGGGUACUACACGGCCGGAAGCGAAUGCCGGCCCUGCCACCCGAGCUGCGGCCAGUGCUCCGGGCCCGGGGCCAGUGAGUGCACCAGCUGCCAGCAGCCCGGCACCGAGCUGCUCCAGGGCCGGUGCGACUUCCGCUGCCCGGAGGCCCGGCAAUUCCGCCACCCGGAGACCGGCCAGUGCCAGGCUUGCGAUGCGGCCUGCGGCCGGUGCAUCGGCCCGACCGAUCACGACUGCUGGGACUGCUCCGGCGGCCGGCUCCUGGAGGAGGGCACCUGCCGGGCCGAUUGCUCGGUCGGCUUCUACCUGGCCCCGGGCACCGGGGUGUGCCAGCGCUGCUCGCUCGACGGGUGUGAGAUGUGCUCCGGGCCGAAUAGCUGCCAGCGCUGCCGGGCCGGGCUCCGGCUCAUGGCCGGCCGGUGUGAGCUGGUGUGCGGGCUGGGCUUCCGGCCGGACGAGGGGACCCGCACGUGUGUCCCCUGCCCGGCCAACUGCCGGGACUGCUCCGACACCGACGCCGGGGCCUGCACCCGGUGCAAUGUGUCCUUCUUCCGGGCCCCGGCCGCCAUGGCCGGCGGUCAGGAGGUGUGCCUGCGGGGCUGCCCGGCCGGGCACUUCGCCUCGCCCUUCACCCUCCAGUGUGAGCCCUGCGCCGAGGGGUGCGCCGUGUGCUCCGGGCCGAACCCCGGCGAUUGCUUCGAGUGCCAGGCCGGCCUGCUGCGCAUGUCGGACGGCGUGCGGGCCGGCUGCGUGGCCGCCUGCCCGGCGGCCAGCUUUGCCUUCGGCACCGAGUGCUUCGCCUGCCACGCGGACUGCGCCCAGUGCGGCGCCUUCGCCCAGUGCACCUCCUGCGCCGGGGCCCGGUGGCUGCAGCAUGGCCGGUGCGUGGACCGCUGUUCCGAGGGGUGGGUCGGCCUGGCGGCCGGGGCCCCUGCCGCCACGGCCACGGCCACGGCCACGGCCACGGCCGACGGCGGCGGCGGCGGCGGCGGCACGUGCGUCUCCUGCCUGAGUGGAUGCCGCGCAUGCGCCGGCAGCCCCAGCACCUGCACCGUCUGCCUGGGGGAUGGGCUCCUCCAUCGGGGGGCCUGUGUGGCCACCUGCCCGGAGGGGUCCUUCCAGGAGCACAGCCCCAGCCGGUGCACCGACUGCGCGGCCGGCUGCACGGCCUGCCUCGGCCCUGGGGCCCAGUGCACCCGAUGCGCCGAGGGGCUGUACCUGCAGGAGGGCAUGUGCGUGGCCACCUGCCGCGAGGGGCUCUUCCCCGUGCUGGACCGCCACCCGGGGGAUGGCCCCUCGUCGGUGGCCGGCCCGGGCCCGAGCGGCUCCGGCUCCGGCUCCGGCCCCGGGGCCGAUGGGCUGCUGGUGUGCCGGGCCUGCCCGGCCGGCUGCCGGGCAUGCGCCUGCGAUGACCCCGGCACCUGUUGCUUGUCCUGCCCGGCCGGUCGGCUGCUGCUGGAUGGCACCUGUCUGUCGGCCUGCCCGUCGACCGGCUUCUGGACCGACGCCAAGCGCGGCGAGUGCCACGCCUGCGGGCCCCAGUGCGAGCGCUGCGAGCCGUCGCCCUCGGCGGCCGGGGACAAGCUCGCCUGCUCUCGGUGCGCCUCGGGCUUCCUCGUGCUGCCGGCCUCGGGCCAGUGUGUCGGCGCCUGCCCGACCGGGACCUUUGCCGACCUGAGCACCGACUCCUGCUCCGGCUGUCAUGAGCACUGCGUCGCUUGCACCGGGCCGCUGGUCAGCGAUUGUACCCUCCUCUCGGAGGAGGGCGAGCGCGCCGCCCGCGGCCGCUCCACCACCCUUGCCCUGGCCGUGACCAUCCCCCUGGUUCUGAUCAUCCUGAUUGCGAUUGUCCUGCUGCUUGUGUGCCUCCGACGCCGGGCCUCGGCCAAGGGCGCUCCCGCGGCGGUCGACGACCUGGACAAGACCGUCCUCAACACCGCCAUCGAAAUCGCCCUGCCCGGAUUCCUGCUCCUGACGCCGGAUGUGGACCUGCGCCUCGGCGACCACGUCGGCAAGGGCGGCCAGGGAAGCAUCGUCCAGGCGACCCUCCUCCGGCCGGACCUGGUCGCCUCGCUUGGCACCGACAAGCUGGCCGUCAAGCUGGUUCUCCAUGACGCCCCAAGCAUGCGCUCGCUCUUUGAAAGCGAGAUUUCCAUCAUGUGGGCUCUCAAUGGCGCCCCGAACGUCGUGCAGCUGGUUGGCUAUGCCAACGCCCCGCAAAUGAUCGCCAUGCGCCUCUAUGACACCUGUCUCAAGGAGCUCCUCAGAGCCGAGAUCCCCCUGUCCCCGGAGCAGCAGCUGGCCAUCGCAACUGGCAUUGCUGCUGGCCUGGCGGCCAUCCACCAGCGGAACAUCGGCCACCGCGACAUCAAGCCCGGCAAUGUCAUGAUGUCCCUCGACCCGGGCACCGGCCUCUGGACCCCGUAUGUGGGCGAUUUCGGCGUGUCCAUGCCUCUGGACCAGCAGAGCUCGGUCCUCCUGGCGCAGGAGCACUUCAAUGCCUUUUCCGCGGCCUUUGCCUCGCCCGAGAUCUGGAUCGCCAGUCAGGCCCACUCGGUGCUUGCCACCGAGGUCCUCCUCCCGUCGGAUGUCUAUGCCUUUACGGUGCUGUUGUGGUCGCUCUUCACCAAGGCCGUUCCAUGGGAGACCGAGCCGCAAGGCACCAUCGCCAGCCACAUCAUCGCCGGCCAGCGCCCGUGUAUCAGCACCCUGGAGGGCAGCCUCCAGAGUGCGGGAUUCUCGGUCGCCGCCAUCACCGAGCUGGUGGCUCUCAUGUCGGCUGGCUGGAGCCAGGAUCCCCUGGACCGGCCCACGGCCGAGGAGAUGCGCCUUGCCCUGGCGGCCAUGCAGCCGUGAGGGCCUGACUUCCGCCCUCCGGGUUCCCCCCCCCCCCUCCGGCACUCGGCCGUGAGGCUCGAGACAGGGCGGGGUCCGGGCACGGGAGGACGGCUGGCUCUCUCCCCUCGCCGGGAUCGGCCAGCACACCAGCGCACUUGAGCCGCCCCCUCACCCGCCCCCCCGCGGG